GACUAACACUCAAUGAGGAAGCGAAACUGCCGAGCCAUUUUCAGCGUUGAAUAACCACCGCACGCCGCUUGCUGUGUGUGUGCUUGAGAGAGAGAAGAGCUACGAGAGAAAGGAAAGAAGCAAGCUCUCCUGGAUAUUUUUUUUUUACCGGAGCCCUCUCCUUCCUUUCGCCCUCUUACUGCUUGUGAGGGGGGAGGCCAGGGUGGACACACAAUGGGGCGAGGAGCCUGUGGCUACUGGGCCGUUGUAUUGCUGCUGAGAGGGGGAGGGGGUCGAGCGAAGGAGACCGGCACACACAGCUAACUCAGCCAGCCGGCUCCAGCCAGGCCUCAACAGGCUCAAUCUUACCCUGCUCCCUGGCCCUUUUCUGUUUUUUGUGUUUGUUUUUUUCAAGGAAUACCCCUCACUUUAACCUGGAUCUAUGGAUUAAUCGUGUGUGGAUUAUUUUUUAUGGAUUUUGUGAAACUGAUUUAUAUUGGAACCUUGAAAAUAACCGAUUUCUCUCUUCCUGUGUUUGUGGGAAAAGGAGCGAAAGGGAGACAAAACUUCUCCUGUUUUCUUUUUUUGCUUUGUGUUGAGGGAAGCUUCUAGAUGGAUUACAAGAUGCAUGCUAAGUCUAACGAUCUGCUGGAUUUUCAGACUCUGGAUGCCCUCUUGGAAAAAAUUGCACAUUAUUCUUCUGUCUCUGUGAAAAGAGAGCCUAGUGAGGAGUGCAAUGGAAUCAUCGGUGCUCUCUCAGUGGAGUCGUCCGCGCCGCCGUCGAGACUAAACAACUGGUGUCCCGCGGCCUCCGCCGCCCCUACCCCAACCCUUACCCCUGCUCCAGCCCCUGUGCCCGAGCCCCCAGUCACCUCUGCAAGAAUGGGGGACGGCCUGGAUGCAACCACAGUGCAGAUGUCUUCGUCGGGCAGCAGUAGUAGCAGCCAGGGGGGGCAGCCCCAGCCAUCCACCUACGUUCCAACCGUGCCAGAGUUUAACCCGCCGCCCCCGGAGUACGUCAACUCAUCGCAGCCCAAGCGGCAGACAAACCAGUUGCAGUACCUGCUGAAGGUGGUGCUGAAGACCCUGUGGAAGCACCACUUCUCCUGGCCCUUCCAGGCACCCGUCGACGCCGUCAAACUCAACCUACCGGACUACUACAAGAUUAUUAAAGUUCCUAUGGAUAUGGGAACAAUCAAGAAGCGACUUGAGAACAGCUACUACUGGAACGCCCAAGAAUGUAUUCAAGAUUUCAACACCAUGUUCACCAACUGCUACAUUUACAACAAGCCUGGAGAUGACAUAGUGUUAAUGGCUGAGCAGCUGGAGAAGAUGUUUCUCCAGAAGAUUACUGAGAUGCCCCAGGAUGAGACGGAGAUUGCUGUCAUGACCGGCAAGGGACGAGGCCGGGGCCGACGGGAAGGAGGCCUGAACUUGAAGCCAGGCCCAACUAUGGAUUCUCCGUCCACUACCCCCCAGACACGGGGCUUCUCCAGCCACUCCCCAGGCCCCCAGACCAGAGGACCACCAGAGCAGCAACAGACCCAGGACCAGGGGCCACCAUCUCUACCUCCUCAGCCCCUCAUGCAGGCCCUGCCCUCCCGCGUGCCCACAACGCUACCUGUCCACACCCAUGCCCAUGCGCCACAGCUGGGAGCCCCCUACUCACUGGGCCCGUCGGACCUGCCUCUCCAGGCCCCUCCUAAGCUCCCGAUUAUGACCUCCGUGCCUCCUCCACCCACCCAGACCACUCUGCCCCCCACCUCCAUCCAGAGCACUGCCCCAAUACUGCAGAACCCUGUGCCCAUGGCCAAACAGAGAAAGAGCCAGAAGAGGAAAGCUGACACGACCACCCCCACAGCCAACGACCAGCUGAGUGAGUCUUCUCCAGCCGAGUCCAAGUCGGGGAAGACGCUGCCGCGACGUGAAAGCGCCAGGCCCACCAAGCUAAUCAAGAAGGAGGCUCCAGACUCCCAGCACCACCUGGGCCUUGGGAUAGGUCUCGGUCUAGGGGGACCCGGAGGACCAGGGGUAGGGGCUCAUAGCCCCAAGCAGCAGGAGCAGCUACGGUACUGCUCCAGCUUGGUCCGAGACAUGUUACAUAAGAAGCACGCGGCCUACGCCUGGCCCUUCUACAAGCCAGUAAACGUGGACAUGCUGGGGCUGCAUGACUACCACGACAUCAUCAAACACCCCAUGGACCUCGCCACCGUCAAGUUGAAGCUGGACAACAGGCAGUACAGAGACGCCCAGGAGUUUGCUGCCGACGUGCGGUUAAUGUUCUCUAACUGCUACAAGUACAACCCACCCGACCACGAGGUGGUGGCUAUGGCACGCAGACUACAGGACGUGUUUGAGAUGCGCUUCGCCAAGAUGCCAGAUGAGCCCGAUGAGAUGUUGGCUUCGGCUCCUGCCCCUGUGCUGCUCCAGUCCUCCGCCCCCAUCAUCAAGGCCCAGCCGCCGCCCAUCCUAAACCCUGCCUCUUCCAUCCUAGGUCCUGCCUCCUCGGUCAAACACCCCGCUUCCUCCUCGGAUAGCUCCAGUGAUUCGUCUUCUGAGUCGGAAUCCUCCACAAACGACUUGGAGGAGGAGAGAGCCCAGAGACUGGCCGAGCUACAAGAACAGCUCAAAGCUGUCCACGAGCAGCUGGCGGCCCUCUCGCAGCCACAGGCCAGCAAACCAAAGAGAAAAGAGAAGGAGAAGAAGAAAGACAAGCACAAAAGGAAAGGAGCGGUGGAGGAGAUCCCGGAGCCGGCCAUUCAGUUCCCCAAGAAGACCAAGAACAACAACAGCAGCAGCAACAACAAGGAGCUCCUGCCCAAGAAGACCAAGAAACUCAGUAAGAAGGAGGGCGGUGCGGUGAAGAACAACCACUCUGCAGCCCUGGGCCCUCAGGCAGCGCUGCAGCCCCCAGCUCUGCAGCCCGUGUCGGGCUUGGGGGAGGGCCUGGAGGACACCCCGGCUGCAGCUGGAGCCCCCGGGGAGAAGGGUAGGCCCAUGUCGUAUGAAGAGAAGAGGCAGCUGAGUCUGGACAUCAACAAGCUGCCCGGCGACAAGCUGGGUCGUGUGGUCCACAUCAUCCAGUCCAGAGAGCCCUCGCUGAAAAACUCCAACCCCGACGAGAUCGAGAUAGACUUUGAGACGCUCAAGCCGUCCACGCUGAGAGAGCUGGAGAGAUACGUGUCGUCGUGCCUCCGCAAGAACAAGAAGAAGGUUCCUGUGGCAGAGAAGACCAUGGAGGCCAUGACUGCCGCCAAGAUCAAGGCCAGCUCCUCCUCUGACUCCGACAGCAGCGACUCCAGCUCCUCAGACAGUGAUGAGGAGAAGGGAAUCCCUCCUAAACAGAAACAGAAGAAAGGCCACGGGACCAACGAAGGGAAGAAGCCCCAUCUCCACCAUACCAUGUCUGGAGCUGGGCCCCUCCCCCAUGGCAUCCCUCACCCCCAGGGCCACCCUCACCCCCAGGGCCACCCUCACCCCCAGGGCCACCCUCACCCCCAGGGCCACCCUCACCCCCAGGGCCACCCUCACCCCCAGGGCCACCCUCACCCCCAGGGCCACCCUCACCCCCAGGGCCACCCUCACCCCCAGGGCCCUGUCCUGCAGCCCAGCAUCCACCUGAAGCAACAACAGCACCAUAACCCCUCCCCCGCCACAUACAUGGCCCCUCCCCCGGUAACGGUCACGGCGUUGGAGUCCUCCCAGUUGCUGGAGAACACGUUUGAUUUGCUGCCCCACUUCGGCCAGCAGCCACUCAUGCACCUGUCCCAACACCACCACUCCUCGUCGCCUGCCUUGCCCCCCCACCUCAACGUUCACUCGGCAGCGGGGCCUGUGUCCCCAGAGACGCACCCCUUUCUCAACCAGCACCCCAUCCACCCCAACCCUCCCAACCCUAACCCAGCUUUGCACAACGCCUUGCCCCAGCAGCCAUCUCGACCCAGCCACAGGGCAGCAGCUCUACCUCCCAAACCCCCGCAGCAGCAGCAACCAGCGACCCAGCCAACCCUACUACUACAACAACAGCUCCAGCCACAAGCCCCUCCACCCCAGCACCAUCUCCAGCCCCACAUCCUCCACCCCGCCCCCCAGUCCCUGCAGCAGCGACCCCUUCCCCCCACCCUCACCCCUCAGGGCCUAAUGUCCUCCCUGCCCCCCCAGAUGCUCCUGGAGGACGAUGAGGAGGUGAUUCCGCCCUUACCCCUCAGCCAGGUGCAUCUCUACCUGCAACAGCUCCAGCAGGGACAGAGCCAGGGAAGACCUGGCCAACAACCACACAAUCCCCAGCAGAUCAUGCAGUCUCUCCAGAUUCGCCAACAACAACAGAACCAGGCUCCCCUCCUGCAGUCUGUACAGGUCCAGCCCUCCCAACCCUCUCUUCAGCCACCCCAGCUCUCAGUCCAGCUUCCCCAGCCCCAGUCCAAACCCACCCCCCGCGCCAGCCUCAGCAGAUCCUACCCCCGCACCAGGUAGCCCGCCACCUGCAGCAGCAUGCACAGAUGGGUUACCCCUCCCAGGGGCCGGGGGCGCAGCAGACGGGUCAGUCAGACCGGCACGCUGCUGCAGGGCAACACAAGGGUUCCAUGCAGUCCUCCGCCAAAGCACAGCAUAUCAUCCAGCAACACCUCUCCCCUCGACAGAUCAAGGCUGAUCCAUACAACAGCGGGCACCUAAGGGAGAACCCCUCCCCCAUCAUGAUGCAUUCCCCCCCACCUCCCCCAGUAUCCCCCCAUAACGCACCAGUCUCCACCACACAACCUGCAGCCCAAGAAACGUGCGCCCCCGGCCCUGGUAGGCUUGAAAGAAGAGAAGUUGC
Molecule: messenger RNA, 4795 nt
Organism: Oncorhynchus gorbuscha (pink salmon)
Lineage: Eukaryota; Metazoa; Chordata; Actinopteri; Salmoniformes; Salmonidae
Product: bromodomain-containing protein 4-like
Biological process (GO): positive regulation of transcription elongation by RNA polymerase II; chromatin remodeling
Cellular component (GO): chromatin; nucleus
Source: RefSeq, a predicted model, not a curated record